Molecule: messenger RNA, 738 nt
Organism: Racocetra fulgida
Lineage: Eukaryota; Fungi; Glomeromycota; Glomeromycetes; Diversisporales; Gigasporaceae
Source: the annotation of a GenBank genome assembly
AUGUUCUCCGCUAAAAAAAAAGUAGUAAUUGGAUUAAGUGGUGGAGUAGACUCGGCUGUGGCGGCUUAUCUUUUGAAAAAAGGAAAUUAUGAAGUAACAGCAAUUUUUAUGCAAAAUUGGGAUGAUUAUCUGGGAGGGCAAACCACCUCUAUUUACAGAGUGUUUGCUAAUUUCCUCAACGAUUUAGAAAAAGGUUUGACUCCUAAUCCCGAUAUUUUAUGUAACAGCACAAUUAAAUUUCAUUGUUUUGUGGAAUAUGUGAAAAAAAUUUUUGCGGCCGAUUUCAUUGCCACCGGUCAUUAUGCAAAAAUAGUUCAGGAAAACGGAGAACAUUACUUAAGUAAGCCACAAGACGAAAAUAAAGACCAAACCUAUUUUCUAUGUCAAAUUGAUCGUAAUUUGUUAAGCAAAAUAAUUUUCCCUCUGUCCGACUUAACCAAAAAAGAAGUGCGGCAAACGGCCGAAAAAUUGGGGUUAAUUAACGCUCAAAAAAAGGAUUCUACUGGUAUUUGUUUUAUUGGAGAGCGAAAAUUUGCCAGUUUUUUGGCUAAUUAUUUUCCCAAAAAAGAGGGUAGAAUAAUCAAUGUUGACAGCCAAGAGGUCAUGGGCCAACAUUAUGGCGCUUCUUAUUUUACUAUCGGACAGCGGCGUAAUUUGAGACUACCGGGACAAAAAAAACCUCAUUAUGUAGUAGGAAAAAGCAGUGAAAAAAAUAUAAUUUAUGUGGCAGAUGGCUGA